Messenger RNA from Iphiclides podalirius (scarce swallowtail), 1737 nucleotides. Lineage: Eukaryota; Metazoa; Arthropoda; Insecta; Lepidoptera; Papilionidae. The record is from the annotation of a GenBank genome assembly.
AUGGAACGUAAUACAGGAAUAACUACAGAGGACCAAUGUAAGGAAAAGGACAACAAUCACGACAUCACAAAAGAAAGACGUUUCUUCAAUAGAAUUAUGGGAGAUAACAUUAACAAGAGCGAUUUACCGUUUACCAACAUAUAUUUACUCGUGUGUAUUAUUGGAGUUCUACUCGCUCUAUUAAUACAGAAUUACAACUUACACGGCGCGAGUAGCAACUCGUCCAAAGAUCAUGUAACCGGGAAUCGUAAAUACUGGGUAUAUUCUACCCACAGCGACGUCGAGAGCAGACGCGGUCUGUUAAAGCACGUGCAUUUGGUUUUAGAGAGGAUCGGCUACGAAAUGAGCACGAAUCGGACGCCAUGGACUUUGCUCUGGUCCCACGACUACCCUUUCCGCGUGUUAUACCCACACCUGCAUAGAUUAAAGCACAAUCAGAUGGUCAACCACUUCCCAGGUACGGGAUUUAUUACCAACAAAGUCGAUUUGGCCACUUCCGAUUCUAAGUACAUACCGAAAGCGUUUAAAUUGCCGAAGGACGGAGACGCUUUCCUCCAGUACGCGUCUAGAAAUAAAAAAGCAAUGUUCCUGCAGAAACACAACCAACACCGAGGUGUGCACCUAAAGAACGUGAGCGAAAUAGACUUGACAAGUGGAGAAAGUUUCGUUCAAGAGUACGUGCAAAAACCGUUCUUGGUCGACGGCCAUAAGUUCGACAUUGGCGUGUACGUCGCUCUGACAUCUGUCAACCCUUUGAGAGUGUAUUAUUACAAAGGAGACGUCUUAUUCAGAUACUGUCCAGCGAAAUACUAUCCUUUCGACCCAAAAGUAUUGGACAAGUACGUAGUAGGGGAUGACUACCUGCCGACGUGGGAAGUACCCUACUUGGCGCAUCCUUAUACUGCACUGGGAUUCAGCAUGAAGGAAGCCUUCGACACCUACGUCCGUUCUAAGGGCAAGGACCCGACGAAGAUGUGGGAGGAAAUUGAAAACGCGAUCACCGAGGUAUUUUUGAAGAAAGAGCAUCAUAUCAUCGGGGCGCUGAAGAGCUAUCCGUCAUCGGACAACUUCUUCGAGCUCAUGAGGUUCGACCUGGUGGUCGACGAAGACCUGAAGGUCUAUCUCCUAGAAGCGAAUAUGUCGCCGAAUCUCAGCUCAGCGCAUUACCCACCCAACCAGUUGCUGUAUGAACAAGUCCUGUACAAUCUCUUCUCAUUGGUCGGUGUCGCUGAUUUUAUGCGCGGACGGGAUACUGGAGAUUUGAGAGAAAGAAUGCUGGCGGAAAAUAUGGUCUCGUCUCAGAAAAACAUAGCGGUCUGGAGCGACGAAUGCAGAACUAAGUGCAGGGACCAGUGCGAGGAAACACCGGUUUGCGGUCUAUGCAAACCUUGCCUUAGCGUCGAACUGAAACGCAGCCUGCUGAAAGCACACAGGGAAUACCUGCACAAGGGUGACUUCAAAAGAUUAUUUCCCCCCAGUAUGGAACAAAGAUCAGUGAAACCAGAUGUAUUGACUGAAUUAAACGAAAUAAACAAGCUACAAUAUUUGUGGUAUCAAGGUGGCUGUGCAUUGUACCGGACGGCUUCAGCCUUUAGUAACCGUAAGGAGACAUCAAUUGGUAUCUUUGUAGGUGUACUGAUUGUGCUUGUUUCACCAUUGGCAGCGCAAUAUGAAGAUAACACAAUAUUACAGGAAGAACGUGCAACCUGCGAUAUCUUUGAUCAUAUACGGAACAAA